UUAUUUUCCUUACUGCACUGUAUUUGUACUGUUCGAGCUUGCUGACCUGUACUGUCUUGAUCUUGCAUGCAGCAAAUGGAUGCAGAAUUAUCUGUCACAAGGCGGCACAUAUUCUCUGGAGAGCGUCUAGCAACCUUCAGUGAUGCUGUACUCUCCAUCAUUGCAACAUUCUCUGUGCUUCCACUCAAGUUCAAUCGAGAGAUUAUCGAAGAAGGUGGAGGUUACAGAAAAUUUGAUUUGGAAGUUUUCUUGCUGGAUCAGUGGCUUCGCUACCUUGUAUAUAUCUACUCUUUUGCUCUAGUGGCUGACGUCUGGUACAUCCAUUCUGGUGUGUUCAGUAUUGUUGAGAAUGUGAAUGGUGGAAUCAUAUGGCUAAAUUUGCUGCUUCUGUUUUUCGCGAGCUUUGUGCCAUACGCCACUGGACUUAUCAGCAGCUAUGCCACUGGACUUAUCAGCAGCUAUGCCACUUCCCCUGGCCCCGAUUCUGAGAUGGCAGCCAUCAUCAUCUGUGCUGGUGUCAUCCUUCUCAUCGGUCUAAAUCUGAUCUUAAUCCUGGGCUGUGCAUUUCGACGCCAGUCUCUCAUUCAUCCUCACCUAGUCAACAACAACAACAUUAGAUCCAUAAAGGCUGUGGUGUACAUUGGCCUGCUGAUUGCCCCCGUCCUGUCUGUGUUGACCAUUGGCUUCAGCUUCCUCUCUCACCAAGCCCCCUGGCUGCCCCUCCUCUUAUUCUUCAGCAUACUACCCGUCUCCUUGAUCGUGAGACUGGUCAUGUUUGUCGUCCUCACUUCUAGGAAGUCCAUUGAAAGGCUACCCUCGAUGAUAUUCAGAGCUGUGGCCAGCAAGAGCAGAACAGAAGCAUUCAGUGAUGGUGUGUUUGCCAUCGUGGCCACUCUCAUUGUGUUGGACCUGACGAGUGAGCAUAUUCCGGAUAAAGAUGAAACGAUUGAAUUGCAUAUUGCUCUCUACAAACAACGAAACGUCUUCUUUUCUUACAUCACCACCUUCGUUGUCACAGGUCUCCUGUGGUUUGUUCAAUACAGCAUGUUCCAUUUCCUUGAGCGGUUCACUCCAAUCAUGGUUGUGGCCAACACCUGUACACUGUUACUGGUGGGCGGCAUUCCUUUCGCUGCAGAAAUUCUCUCCAUAUUUUCUGACGAGUCAUUUUUGACACAAGCCAUUCUGGGUCCUAACAAGGUGUUGUCCAUCCGAGUGUUCUGCGUUCUGGUCACACUUGCCGGUCUGUUGCAGCUGUUUUUCUGGUGUGUGGCUCACUAUAACAAGAGCUUUUGUAUGUCCACUGAGAUAGACAAGAAGUAUGCUGAAAUUCAGAUGUUUGCCAAGAUCAUGAUCAUUCCGAUAACUGGUAUUCUUGUCUACUGGGGGACGUUCAGCAAAACAUUCAAUGAUAUCUACACAAUUCUGGCGAUUGUGUGCGUACUGCUCUUCCUGCUGCUCAAACUAGCCAUAACGUUGUACUCCAAGUGCUGUAAUGCCCUGAAGCGCUCUGGGAGGAGGAGUGGGGGGUCUAGCAGAGUGGCCUCUCCAGCCAAUUGCAGCAUCAAUCAGUCAAUAAUGGAGGACGAUAAAACAGCCCUGCCUUUACACCCACGCGAGGACACACAUUUUAAGUUUGUCUAGCCCCAAUAUAUAAUUUUGUACAGCUUAAUAAUUAUUCAUUUAUGUGCAUAUAAUAGUGUUAAUUAUGUGUUUUAUGUUAUAAUUAUGAAAGUUUGAUUGAACACAAGUCGCUCUUAUUCUGAACACAUAAAAUUUUCUUAACGAGAAGUUUAUUAUAAUUAAUUCAGAAGCAACAUAUAAUAUUGUACAUAAUCUUUUAUUCUGUGA
Halichondria panicea is the source of this 1848-nucleotide messenger RNA. RefSeq names its product endosomal/lysosomal proton channel TMEM175-like. The record is from RefSeq and is a predicted model, not a curated record. The coding region runs from base 67 to 1641 and encodes 524 amino acids. The transcript has 17 exons. Gene Ontology annotation, molecular function: proton channel activity; potassium channel activity. NCBI's taxonomy places the organism in Eukaryota, Metazoa, Porifera, Demospongiae, Suberitida, Halichondriidae.